Messenger RNA from Oikopleura dioica, 2013 nucleotides. The record is from the annotation of a GenBank genome assembly. NCBI's taxonomy places the organism in Eukaryota, Metazoa, Chordata, Appendicularia, Copelata, Oikopleuridae.
AUGGAAGAAAACAUUCAAGGCGACAUUGUCCAAAAAGACCCGAUCGAGUCGGAAAAAUGCUUGACGGCGUCAGACUACAACUCUCAGCGGCGGCUUCUGGACUCAGACGUGAUCAUCACGUCAAAAAGCUCAAAAGAAUCCAAAUCGCCCGCGGCGCGUGAAACAUGGGGCAAAAGCAUCGAUUUCAUUCUCUCGGUGGCAGGUGGCUUCAUCGGACUUGGAAACGUUUGGCGCUUUCCAUAUCUUUGCUACAGAAACGGCGGUGGUGCUUUUCUCAUUCCCUACUUUAUCUUUUUGAUCAUCGCCGGAAUUCCUAUUUUCUUUCUUGAAGUUGGAAUCGGCCAGUUUACUUCCGAAGGCGGAAUCACUGCUUGGGAGCGUCUUGCGCCGAUCACUUCUGGAAUCGGCCACGGCUCAAUCGCCCUCACGAUCAUUUUGAACAUGUACUACGUCAUCGUGCUCGCCUGGGCAAUCUACUACAUGUACUACUCCUUUCAAAGCGAACUGCCGUGGACACAAUGCGGCGACUGGGCGACCAACUGCUGCCGCGUCGAGGACAAAAAUCUGACGGGCGCGUGUGUUCGAGAUCCGGCGAAAUUUCCGACGGAAAAUAAUGUCACUUGGAAUUUGAAUUGGACGUCGCCGACUCAAGAAUUUUGGGAAAACAAAGUGCUAAAAGUGUCCAACUCGGUGGAAGAGCAAGGCGAUUUAAACUGGGGAAUGGUGCUUUGCCUGGCAAUUUCCUGGUUCAUUUGCUAUCUCUGCGUUUGCAAGGGAGUCAAACAGACGGGCAAGGUGGUCUACUUCACUGGCACAUUUCCCAUUCUGAUGCUGAUUGUGCUGCUUUUCCGGGGCAUCACGCUCGAAGGAGCUUGGGACGGAGUGUACUACUACUUGAAUCCUGACAUGGAGCGACUCAAAGAUCCAAAAGUGUGGGUAGAUGCUGGAACUCAGAUUUUCUUUUCAUACGCUUUGUGCAAGGGCCAACUCACCUCUCUGGGCUCCUACAACAAAUUUAACAAAGACAUUUACAAGGACGUCUGGAUUCUUUCAGCUUUUAACUCAGGUACUUCCUUCGUCUCCGGCUUUGCGAUUUUUGCCAUCCUCGGCUUCAUGGCUCAAGAACGAGGUCUCCCGAUUGCGGAAGUUGCCGAAUCCGGACCUGGCCUCGCCUUCAUCGCCUACCCUAGAGCUGUGGCUCUCAUGCCUUGGCCACAAUUCUGGGCAGUUUGCUUCUUCUUCAUGGUUUUGUUGCUUGGCUUGGACUCACAAUUUGUCGGAAUGGAGGCCAUCAUCACUGCCAUUACUGACAUUUACCCGUCUUACCGAAAAGGCCGAAAGCGACAAAUCCUGCUAGUUGGAAUCGUCCUGUUCAGCUUUUGCGUCGGUCUGACAAUGUGCUUCCAGAACGGAAUCUACGUCUUCACCCUAUUUGAUUACUACGGCGCCUCUGGAAUCUGUCUUUUGUGGCUCUGCUUUUCGCAGUGUAUCGCCAUCGGAUGGAUUUACGGAGGAGAGAAGUUUUGGCAAAUGACCACCAAGAUGAUCGGCUACCGCCCCUUUCCGCUUUUCAAAUGGUGCUGGAUGUUCUUUAGUCCCACCCUUAUCAUCGGUCUCCUGUACAUGCUUCUGGCCAAUUUCAAGCCACUUACAUAUCGCAACACGCGCCAGGAUUACUCUUAUCCUUUCUGGUUCGAGUCGAUUGGAUUUUGCCUAGCCGCAUGUUCUGCGCUGCCUGUUCUGGUCUAUGCGCUAAUGAGGUUUUUCCUCGUUGUUUUCAGAGGAACUGGAACUUUCAAAGAGAAUCUUUCGCUUCUGACGAAAUCCAACUUGAAAGAUGACCAUCCUUGCAAAUCGAUCGAAAACGCGGCUCCAGAAGAAAUUCCAUUUUUCAAUUAUUGGCUUGGCGACUGGCUCGGAAACAAACUCAAAUCGCGAUACGAUUUACAAAGAGUUCCAGUCUCAGACGAGCCAGAAGUGAUAAGAUACGGAAAGAACAACAGUGAAUGCUAG